UAAAAUGUCUUUUUUUGUUUUGAUCAAAAUAUAAUUGUCAUGUUCAUUUUUGACAGAAAAAAAAUUUCUGUUCAAAUGUGUACUCCAUUGAGCCCCAUAUAUGUGUGAUGUGUCCCUAAGCCUCCCUUAGCUUUAAUUCCAUCAUGAGUACAAAAUUCAAUGUCAACCGUCGACAGUUGGCCCUUAAAGCCAAAGCAAAAAGAUACAAGAAGAAUAAGAGAACACAGGAGCAACACAAAAAAGACGAGAGUGAUAAUAGUGAUGAAGAGGAAUUGCCCUCCGAAAGUUCGAGCAGUACGACGACCACAGAUGACGAAACUGUAUCGGACAGCGAAAUAGACAUAAAUGAGGAUGGAGACCAAGAAGACAGCAAGGAUUAUUGUGUUGGUGGUUAUCACCCAGUGAGAAUCGGCGACGUCUUUCUCAACAGAUACCAUGUGAACCGCAAAAUUGGAUGGGGUUAUUUUUCAACUGUUUGGUUGUGUUGGGAUUUGGUUGAAAUGAAGUUUGUUGCGAUGAAAAUAGUGAAGUCGGCUGAACAUUUUAACGAGGCAGCCAUCGAUGAAAUAAGAAUAUUAAAAGAAAUUAGGCAGGCGGACGUGAACGACCCCCAUAGGGAGAAGACGGUUCAGUUGUUGCACGAUUUCAAAAUCGGUGGGGUUAACGGAGUUCACAUAUGCAUGGUGUUUGAAGUACUAGGAUGCAACCUCUUGAGACUAAUAAUCAAAUCUCGAUACAAAGGAAUACCCAUAAACAAUGUUAAAACGAUAAUUCGUCAAGUGUUGGAAGGACUGGAAUAUCUGCACGACAAAUGUAGCAUUAUUCACACAGACAUUAAACCGGAGAACAUUUUAUUGUGUGUUUCCGAAGAAUCUAUCAUGAAAAUGGCUUGUGAAGCUGCCCAGCUGCAGUUAAUACCAGGAACGAAGUUGCCAACAUCAUUAGUCAGUACGGCACCAUCACAAGAGCAGAAAAUAAGUAAAAACAAAAAGAAAAAAUUAAAAAAAAAGUACAAAAAACACAUUGAAUUGAUGAAAAAUGAAAUGGAACACCUUCAAAAAGUGGUUACUAUGAAAAAGACCGAAACUGAAGACCGGCUUAGGAACACAGUCCCAGGUGAUUCUGAAGUUAGCGAAUUGGAGGUCUUGAACCAGUGCAAAGGGAAGAUCGAGGCGGUGCGGGAAUCAGGGGAACCACCGACGGUGGUCAUUAAAAAAGACCAGACAGACAAAGAUAUCAUAGCUGCACCACCAACUCCUCCACCCAGUCCCAGACCACCACUAACCAAUUUGGAUCCAGCACUAUAUGAAUGUGACAUUCAAAUAAAAAUAGCGGAUUUGGGGAACGCCUGUUACGUUCACAAGCACUAUUCUGACGAGAUACAGACCAGACAAUACAGAUCAGUGGAGGUUCUGAUAGGUGCCGAAUAUAAUGUAACGGCCGACAUUUGGAGCACCGCUUGUGUUGCUUUUGAACUCGCCACCGGUGAUUACUUGUUUGAACCACACUCUAGUUGCCAUUUCAGCCGGGACGAGGAUCAUUUGGCUCAUAUCAUAGAGCUAUUGGGAGACAUACCACCACACAUCAUUAAGACGGGACGAUACUCUCGUAAGUUUUUCGACUCAAAAAACAAACUGAAACACAUCUGUGGCAUAAAGAGAUGGAGGUUACAGGACGUGUUGACGGAAAAGUACAAGUGGAAUCUGGAGGAUGCUUUAAGUUUUCAGGAUUUCUUAUUACCCAUGUUGGAUUUUGAUCCCAACACAAGGGCAACCGCCUCCCAAUGUCUAAGACAUCCAUGGCUUUAUAAAAAGUGAAGGUCCUUGAUUAAUUAUAUUUUAUGACCUGUUCAUUUUUAUACAUAUACUUUUUAUAAAAUGAUUUUUGAAUUUGAA
Molecule: messenger RNA, 1895 nt
Organism: Aethina tumida (small hive beetle)
Lineage: Eukaryota; Metazoa; Arthropoda; Insecta; Coleoptera; Nitidulidae
Product: SRSF protein kinase 2
Exons: 7
Coding region: 144-1817 (557 amino acids)
Biological process (GO): protein phosphorylation; regulation of mRNA processing; spliceosomal complex assembly
Molecular function (GO): ATP binding; protein kinase activity
Source: RefSeq, a predicted model, not a curated record